AUGGGGGGAGUGAUAGAAGAACGCGCCGUUCCGCAGGCCCCGCCUUUCGUGGGCGUGACUUCGCUUGAGGCAGCGGUGGCGGGGCGGGAGCGGCCGCAGCUCCGGGAGGGCCCCGGGAGCUCCGGAGCUGCCCCGGAGCCCGCGUGCCCCCCGUGCCCCUGCCCGCAGUGUCCAUUGUCCGGCUCUCGGACCCCCCACCCCCCUCACUGCUUCACCCGGACCCUGCACGAGCUGAGCUGCGCUUGGGACACGGCCGGACCCCCGGACCCCCGGCGCUUCCGCUUCCAGUUCCGCCUGGAGCAGGACCCGUGGCAGGACUGUCCCCUCCGUGCCACCGCUCUGUCCCCGAGGGGGGGGUCCCGCUUCUGGUGCUCCCUGCCCCCGACCGCCACCGUCACCUUCGUGCCCCUCGAGCUGCGGGUGCUGCCCGCCCCCCCCGGGACCCCCCCCGGGACCCCCCCCGGGACCACCGGGACCACCGAGAGCCCCCCUUGGGCCACUGGGACCCCCCCCAUAAGGACGGAGCCCCCUCCCCCCGUGCCCCCCCUGUUCCACCGGACGAUCUUCAUCGAUCAGCUCGUGCUGCCGGGACCCCCCCAGAACGUGUCGGUGUCGCCGGGGGGGGGUCGGGGGGAGCUGUGCGUGCGCUGGGCCCCUCCCCCCGGGCCCUACCUGCACUCCAGCCUCACCUUCGAGCUGGCCCUGAGCCCCCCGGGGGGACCCCCAAAAACGGUGGGGGUCCCGGCGGGCCGCAGGGAGCAGGGGGUCGGGGGUCUCCGGGCCAGCACCCCCUACUCGGUGCGGGCCCGGGCCCGGCCGGACGGGCUCAGCUAUGGGGGGUUCUGGAGCCCCUGGUCCCCCCCCGGCACCGCCAGCACCGCCCCCGAUCUGGACUCGCUCACCCUGGGGCUCUCGUGCCUGCUGGUGCUGCUGCUGCUGGGACUGGGAGUACUGGGAGUGCUGGGACACCGCCGGACCCUCCAGGCCAAGCUGUGGCCGCCGGUGCCGGGUCCGGAGCGCGAGUUCGAGGGGCUCUUCAGCUCCUACGGCGGAAACUUCCAGCUGUGGCUGUGCCAAGGGCCGGGCUCCCCCUGCGCCCCCCCCGCCCCUCCCCCACUGGAGGCCGAGGACUCCGUGGAGGAGGUGGGGGAGGGGCAGGGGGCUCCCCCAGUUCCGGACCCCUCCCCCACCGACCCCCAGACCCCUCCCCCAGGCCCGGCCCCCCCCGCGGGCCCCUCCCCCUCCCCCAGUUUCGAGUACACGCUGUUCGAGCCCGGCUCCGCCCUGCUCCGCCCCUCCCCCGCCACCCCUCCCCCACCUCCCCCUACGCCAACCUCGGACCCCCCCACAAAGGCCCCGCCCCCAAGUGGGAGGGACACGCCCCCCACUACGUCAUCUGCUCCUGACGUCACACGGAAAGGAUGGGUGACGUCAUCGCGGAAGGGACGCGGCACGGUGACGUCACAUAGGCAAGAUGGAUGACGUCAUCGCGGAGGGGGGGAACAGUGACGUCGUCACGGAGGAGAUGCGCCUGUGACGUCACGUGCCGCGCAAUAACUGCAAUGACGUCAUCGGAGGGGACGCGGCACGGUGACGUCACACAGAGAGGACGGAGAUGUCAUCGCAGAAGGGACUCGAGAUGACGUCACACAGGGCACAAUGACGUCACCGCGGAGGGGACGCGUCACGGUGACAUCACACACCGGAACAAUGACAUCAUAACGGAGGGGAUGUGUCACAGUGAUGUCACAUGGACAGGACAGGUGACAUCACCACAGAGAGAACACAUCACGGUGACGUCACAGGAGGGACCGAUGACAUCAUUGCAGAGGGGACACAACAGUAACAUCACACAGAAGGGACUGAUGACAUCAUCACAGCAGGACCCUGUCACCGUGAAGUCACACAGGAGCACGGUGACGUCAUCGCGGGGGGACACGUGACACGGUGACAUCACACAGGAGCACGGUGACGUCAUCGCGGGGGGACACGUCACACACGAGGACCCAAAGGGAGGGGGAGGGGACCCGGAAUUUCUCCUGCUUUGGGUUUUUAAUGAUUUUGUACAAUAAAAGUGACACUGGGCCUGGC
Molecule: messenger RNA, 2091 nt
Organism: Cinclus cinclus
Lineage: Eukaryota; Metazoa; Chordata; Aves; Passeriformes; Cinclidae
Gene: EPOR
Product: erythropoietin receptor
Exons: 10
Coding region: 1-1482 (493 amino acids)
Biological process (GO): cytokine-mediated signaling pathway; hemopoiesis; positive regulation of cell population proliferation
Cellular component (GO): membrane; external side of plasma membrane
Molecular function (GO): cytokine receptor activity; protein binding
Source: RefSeq, a predicted model, not a curated record